UAGAACGUUUUUCGGUUCCAGGAAAUUUCGUAAGCCCCGAAUCGGGAAUGGCGUUGCCGGCGCUGUUUCAGUAUCUUCGGAGAAGCUAGCUCGAGCGGGACCGUGACGCGAUCAAACGGGGUUACACGAUGGGCAAGAAAUUAGCCUUCCUACUGUGGUUCGUGCCGCUAUUGCUUGCCGGAGUAACCGAAGGAGCACCGUUAGAUGUGGAAGUUCAGCCAGCAGACGUGGCAGCAGAAGAGGCGGGCGGCCAUUUCCAGGGGGACAUAAUCUUGGACAGUAACCAGGAGGAAAUACUGUCAACCGGGCGCUCUGCCCUCAUUGGGGCGUCCUAUCGGUGGCCAUCGCAAAUCGUUUACUAUUACAUCACUCCGGGACACUUCACCACUUCCCAGCAAAACAGCAUCAUCGCGGCCCUAGACGAACUGAUGGCCAACAGCUGCGUCAAGUUUGUGGCCCGUACCACCCAGACGGACUACGUCAGAGUGACGGGCGAGUACAGCGGUUGCUGGUCGUACCUAGGCCACGUCGGAGGGGCGCAACAGUUGAACCUGCAGCCGAACGGAUGCAUGAGCAAGGGUACCAUCAUGCACGAGUUCCUCCACGCGUUGGGUUUCGUACACAUGCAGAGCUCCUCGGAUCGGGACUUUUACGUGAAGAUCAACUGGGGUGCCAUCCAGGGCGGAAAGGAGUCCAACUUCUAUCGGUACGACUCGACGGUCAUCAACGAUUUGGGCGUCCCGUACGACUAUAACAGCGUGAUGCACUACCGGGCGGAUGCGUUUACUAGCAAUGGGGACGCUACGAUCAUUCCUAUUGAAUCCGGGGUUACGAUUGGGCAACGGGUCGGUCUGAGUUACAAGGACAUCAAACGUUUGAACCUUUUGUAUCCAACGUGCAAUAAUUGAGCGGUUGAUUAUCCGCAUUAGUAGUGGUAAGGUAGAGUUAAGACAAUUGUGAGCUGUUUCAAUAAAUAUACAAUUACGCUAAUUAGGGUGGUGGGGCA
This is a messenger RNA of Aedes albopictus (Asian tiger mosquito), 1006 nucleotides long. Its product is annotated as zinc metalloproteinase nas-13. Gene Ontology annotation, molecular function: metalloendopeptidase activity; zinc ion binding. Gene Ontology annotation, biological process: proteolysis. Bases 129 to 908 code for a protein of 259 amino acids. The record is from RefSeq and is a predicted model, not a curated record. The transcript is spliced from 4 exons. NCBI's taxonomy places the organism in Eukaryota, Metazoa, Arthropoda, Insecta, Diptera, Culicidae.